Molecule: messenger RNA, 1070 nt
Organism: Oncorhynchus mykiss (rainbow trout)
Lineage: Eukaryota; Metazoa; Chordata; Actinopteri; Salmoniformes; Salmonidae
Product: interferon a3
Biological process (GO): defense response
Cellular component (GO): extracellular region
Molecular function (GO): cytokine receptor binding
Source: RefSeq, a predicted model, not a curated record
AUGAAAAGGUGUUGCGUUUUCAAACAUGAAAUACUUUGGAUUUCGAUGUGAAAGGCCAAACUAAAUUUGUUCUAUAUGGUGAUAUUUAUUUAGGCCAUAGUCCGAUCGAUUCACAUGUUUAUUUUUUUCAUCAAAAUAAUCCUGGUUGAAAGGUCAAAAUGUCAUGAUAAAAUAGCAAAUAGCUCAAGAUGUAACAAUUAGUCGAGCGAUGCACCUGUCCUUUCGAUGCAUUUUCUCCACACGUACAACAACACUCAGGUAUGAAAGUGUAAGGGAACUUCCACCUUUCACUUUUGGAACACCUUGCAGACUCGUUGUAUAAAGGAUCGACACAGGUUGGAGCAUGGCAGAACUUGGGUGGCAGAACUGGUAUUGAUCACUUUAUCUCUUUAUCCGUUGCGGAAAACUUACCUUGUCGGAAUUAUACGAAGAAGUCUAUCUUUCGGAAGUGCAUCAACGUUGAUAGCGGACAGACCGAGAACUACAGUAGACCUACGCUAAAAUGGGUUCAAUCAGCUUUUGGAUGUGCUUGGUCAUGACGAUUUGCACCUGGAAUAAAACCAUCGGAUGCACAUGGAUGAAGACACUGCCUCGGUCUCCGAGCAUGUUCCAAGUGUUCAGCAACAACACCAUAACGAUGCUUCAGAAAAUGGGUCAUGAAGUCUCUCGAGGACCUCAGAUCACUUUCCCUGACAAACAAUACAGACAAGUCAAUAAUUUCAAGUCUGACGAACAGAUUGCCUUCAUUUCGCAUACUCUGAACGCUAUAAAGAAAUUGUACAGCAGUGGUAAAUAUGAGUCCACCGCCUGGGACCAGAAAGGAGUUGACAAGUUUAUGAAUGACCUCUAUCGCCAGACCUCGGAGCUGGACCAAUGCGUAAAGGCUAUGAAAACUAGACUAUCAAAAUCUGUCAACAGAGUGAACAAAAAGAUGAGCCUUCACUUCAAGUUCCUGAAGCAUUACUUGAAACGCGAGGAUUACAGCGCAAUCGGCUGGGAAGACAUAAGGACAGUGGUGCUGGCACACCUACAAAGACUAGACACAACAUUAAGUAGCCAAUGAGCGUUAU